Messenger RNA from Drosophila gunungcola (fruit fly), 2725 nucleotides. RefSeq names its product succinate dehydrogenase [ubiquinone] flavoprotein subunit, mitochondrial (gene SdhA). Lineage: Eukaryota; Metazoa; Arthropoda; Insecta; Diptera; Drosophilidae. Gene Ontology annotation, molecular function: flavin adenine dinucleotide binding; electron transfer activity; succinate dehydrogenase (quinone) activity. Gene Ontology annotation, biological process: mitochondrial electron transport, succinate to ubiquinone; tricarboxylic acid cycle. The record is from RefSeq and is a predicted model, not a curated record.
GCGAAAAAAUUGGCGUAUGUUUUAUCAUAUGGAACCAGUUCCGGUUCCUUUUACCUGGAGCCAUUAGUGAACCGAACUGCAGUGCCGACGAGCGGCAGUUCACACACAACAUUUGAAAAAUUUUGCAACAGCAGCAGUAGCAGAACCUCGCAGCCCAGCCAACCAUGUCCGGAAUCAUGCGUGUGCCAUCGAUUUUGGCCAAAAAUGCAGUCGCCUCCAUGCAACGUGCCGCUGCUAUCGGAGUGCAGCGCAGCUACCACAUCACACACGGCCGCCAGCAGGCCUCGGCGGCCAAUCCGGACCUGAUUUCGAAGCAGUACCCGGUGGUGGACCACGCCUACGAUGCGAUCGUCGUGGGAGCAGGAGGUGCCGGCUUGCGGGCUGCCUUCGGUCUGGUGGCCGAGGGAUUCCGCACGGCGGUGAUCACCAAGCUGUUCCCCACCCGCUCGCACACGAUCGCCGCCCAGGGCGGAAUCAAUGCGGCGCUGGGCAACAUGGAGGAGGACGACUGGAAGUGGCACAUGUACGACACGGUCAAGGGCUCCGAUUGGCUGGGCGACCAGGACGCCAUCCACUAUAUGACCCGUGAGGCGCCCAAGGCCGUCAUUGAGCUGGAGAACUACGGUAUGCCCUUCUCCCGCACCCAGGACGGAAAGAUCUACCAGCGGGCCUUCGGCGGUCAGAGUCUGAAGUUCGGCAAGGGCGGUCAGGCCCAUCGCUGCUGCGCCGUGGCCGAUCGCACGGGUCACUCGCUGCUGCACACGCUGUACGGCCAGUCGCUGAGCUAUGACUGCAACUACUUUGUGGAAUACUUCGCCCUGGAUCUGAUCUUCGAGGAGGGCGAGUGCCGUGGCGUGCUGGCGCUCAACCUGGAGGAUGGCACACUGCACAGGUUCCGGGCCAAGAACACGGUCAUCGCCACCGGCGGCUACGGACGUGCCUUCUUCUCGUGCACCUCGGCGCAUACGUGCACCGGUGACGGCACCGCCAUGGUGGCCCGCCAGGGUCUGCCCUCCCAGGAUCUGGAAUUCGUGCAGUUCCAUCCGACCGGCAUCUACGGCGCCGGCUGCCUCAUCACCGAGGGCUGCCGCGGCGAGGGUGGCUACCUGAUCAACGGCAAUGGUGAGCGCUUCAUGGAGCGCUACGCUCCGGUGGCCAAGGAUCUGGCCUCCCGCGACGUUGUCUCGCGUUCGAUGACCAUCGAGAUCAUGGAGGGCCGCGGCGCUGGUCCCGACAAGGAUCACGUCUACCUGCAGCUGCACCAUUUGCCGCCCAAGCAGCUGGCCGAACGCCUGCCCGGCAUCUCGGAGACCGCCAUGAUCUUUGCCGGCGUUGAUGUGACCCGCGAGCCCAUCCCCGUGCUGCCCACGGUGCACUACAACAUGGGCGGUGUGCCGACCAAUUAUCGCGGCCAGGUGAUCACCGUCGACAAGGAUGGCAAGGAUGUGAUAGUGCCGGGACUGUAUGCCGCCGGUGAGGCUGCCUCCAGCUCGGUGCACGGUGCCAACCGAUUGGGUGCCAACUCGCUGCUGGAUCUGGUCGUCUUCGGACGUGCCUGCGCCAAGACCAUCGCCGAGUUGAACAAGCCCGGUGCCCCGGCCCCCACACUCAAGGAGAACGCUGGCGAGGCCUCGGUGGCCAAUCUGGACAAGCUGCGCCACGCCAACGGCUCGAUCACCACCGCCGAUCUGCGCCUCAAGAUGCAGAAGACCAUGCAGCACCACGCUGCUGUGUUCCGUGAUGGCCCCAUCCUCCAGGACGGCGUUAACAAGAUGAAGGAGAUCUACAAGCAAUUCAAGGACGUCAAGGUUGUUGAUAGGUCGCUCAUCUGGAACUCCGAUCUGAUAGAGACCCUCGAACUGCAGAACCUGCUGGCCAAUGCACAGAUGACCAUUGUGAGCGCUGAGGCGCGCAAGGAAUCGCGUGGUGCCCACGCUCGUGAGGAUUUCAAGGUUCGCGAGGAUGAAUAUGAUUUCAGCAAACCCCUCGAAGGACAGCAAAAGAAGCCCAUGGAUCAGCAUUGGCGCAAACACACCCUUUCGUGGGUGUGCAAUGACAAUGGUGACAUUACGCUGGACUACAGAAACGUAAUCGAUUCCACGCUCGACGGCGAGGUCUCCACGGUGCCACCAGCGAUUCGCUCGUACUAAGACUAGACCUGGAGUUGCACGGACACCCGCAAACACAUCACAUACCACCACACAAUCACACGUACGGAUGUCUACUUAAACGUCCUUGUGGGCGCCUUUAAAAUAUUAUGUCAAGUCGCCAAUGUGCUGCAAUGUGCUACCAAUUCGUAACUCGUAAUACGUAACUCGUAACUGGGAACUCGACAGCGGUUCCUCUUGGCGUUUUGCGAUAAAAUGUAAAACCAGCUAUUCUAAACAUCCUAUAUAUUCUUUAUAUAUAUAUCAAACUCUGCUGUUUCUAUUUAUUUUUGAACGCUGCCCUCCAUCUGGUUACUGUUCGGUUGUCGGUUAUUUACAAUUCUACAUAAGCGAAAAAUGUGUGUGUGUGUGUGACAACGAGUUAGGCAUUGAGGCGAUUUGGACAAUAGAGAAUGUCAGCAAGCAAAUGAAAACAAAUCCAACUACAAUUUUCUAGUAUUUGUUAAACUUAUUAAAUUAUUAAAAACGAAAACAUGUAAAAACAAUAAAAAAAAAGAACAAAAGUCGAAAACAUUUGCGAUACAGUAAAUAAAAGUGAUGAAGAUUACGAGGGCAAA